Molecule: messenger RNA, 373 nt
Organism: Racocetra persica
Lineage: Eukaryota; Fungi; Glomeromycota; Glomeromycetes; Diversisporales; Gigasporaceae
Source: the annotation of a GenBank genome assembly
AUGGGUUCUGGUUCGAAAAAAUCAAGAAGAAAAUCUUCUGCUACUUCUUUAACUCGAUUAAAAGUUGAUAAUUCUUUCCUAAAAAAUCAAAAUAUUAAACUUUUAUUAGAACUCGAACAUUCUAGAUUAACUAUUCAAGCUUUAAAAAAUAUUGUUAAUCAAAAAGAGUCUACUUUACAAAGUUAUCGUAAUGAAAAUCAAAAGGCUAUUCUAAAAAUUAGAGUUUUAGAGGCUUUGAUAUUUAGUAAACAUGCCAAGGACGGAAGUAUAAUCGUUAGGAGUAGUGGCGAUAAAUUAUCUAUCAAAAAAUCUAAAGAAAAGUUACCUAAAAAGGAUUCUUCGCAGAAAUCCACUAAAAAUUCUCCCCCUCCUC